Molecule: messenger RNA, 2658 nt
Organism: Dovyalis caffra
Lineage: Eukaryota; Viridiplantae; Streptophyta; Magnoliopsida; Malpighiales; Salicaceae
Source: the annotation of a GenBank genome assembly
AUGGCUUCCAUCUGUUAUGACCCGAAACUUCUUGCAAAUGCAACCAUCUUAUUUUUAGUUUUAGUGUCCAGCAUUGUUGUUUCUUGUACUGGUCUUGUUGCCGCCCUUGACUCGGCCUUACUUGCAUCAGAAGGCAAGGCUUUACUUGAUAGUGGAUGGUGGAGUAGCUAUGACAACCUCACUAUUUCACAUCGUUGCACGUGGCCUGGUAUAGUUUGUAAUCACGCUGGAAGCGUCAUUGAGAUUUCUCCAUCUUCAGAGUUCCACAAGGUUAGAGAUAAGUUCGGAAAGAUGAACUUUUCUUGCUUCUCUAACCUUGUCCGUCUCGACCUGGCCAACCAUGAGCUCAAUGGGACCAUCCCUCCUCAAAUUUCUACCCUUCCAAAACUCAGGUACCUCAACCUGUCCAAAAAUUGUCUAACGGGUGAGUUGCCUUCUUCACUUGGAAACCUCAGCCGAUUGGUUGAGCUUGAUGUUUCUGUCAAUAAUUUCUUCAAUUCCAUCCCUCCAAAACUAGGCAACCUUAAAAAUCUAGAGAUUUUGGACAUGAGUCAUAAUAAGCUUAACGGUCCAAUCUCUCAAACUUUGGGUAGUUUAGCCAAGUUGAGGUAUUUAAACCUUCAUUUCAACCAAAUCAACGGAUCCAUCCCUUUAGAAUUAGGAAGUUUGACAAAUCUAGAAAAUUUAGAUAUUGGUGUUAAUGAUCUAGUUGGUUCAAUUCCUUCUACCUUUAGUCUUUUAUCCAAUUUGAUUUUUCUAGAUCUUUCUCACAAUCGAAUUAGUGGAUCCAUCUCUUUAGAAAUAGGGAAUUUAACUCAUUUAGAAUAUUUAGAUCUUGAUUCUAAUAAUCUAAUUGGUUCGAUUCCUUCUAUGCUUAGUCUUUUAACCAAUUUGAAUUUUCUAGAUCUUUCUAACAACCAAUUAAACGAAUCCAUCCCUUCAGAAAUAGGAAAUCUGACUAAUCUAGACUCUUUAAAUCUUUUUUUUAAUAAUAUAGUUAGUUUAAUUCCUUCAGAAUUAGGGAAUUUGACUAAUCUAGAAUUUUUAGAUCUUUCUUACAAUCAAAUCAGUGGAUCCAUCCCUUCAGAAAUAGGGAAUUUAACACGUUUAGAAGUUUUAUAUCUUUACUCUAAUAAUCUAAUUGGUUUGAUUCCUUCUACGCUUGGUCUUUUAACUAAUUUGAAUAGUCUAGAUCUUUCUUCCAACCAAUUCAAUGGAUCCAUCCCUUCAGAAAUAGGAAAUUUGAAUAAUCUAAGCACUUUAUAUCUUAGUUUUAAUAUUCUAGUUGGUUUAAUUCCUUCAGAAAUAGAGAAUUUGACUAAUUUAGAAUCUUUAGAUCUUGGUUCUAAUAAUCUAGUUGGUUUAAUUCCUUCAGAAUUAGGAGUUUUGAAGAAUUUGAUGUUUUUGGAUCUCAAUAACAACAAGAUCACUGGUUCAAUCCCUUCAGAAAUAAGGAAUUUGAAGAAUCUGUAUAUGCUAUAUCUCAAUUUCAACUACAUCACUAGUUCGAUUCCUUCUGCCUUUGGUAAUUUAAGAGAGUUGAGAAAUCUUGACCUCUCUAGCAACAAUAUCAGUGGGUCGAUUCCUACAAUGCUAGGUACUUUAACCAAUUUGAGAUAUCUAAACCUUUCUUACAACCAAAUCAAUGGAUCCAUCCCUUCAGAACUAUAUAAACUGGCCUUUUUACUUUCUGUGAAUUUUAGUUACAAUAAUCUAUCAGGAUCUGUUCCUUUUGAUUUGCCACCACCCUUUGACACUCAUUUAACCUGUGAUUCUCUUCAUGAGCAAAGGGUCAAUAGUCUUGAAAUUUUUCAAGCUACUUCAUUUGAGGGAAACAAAAAUUUAUACCCUAAUUUCUCAAACUGCUCACCUUUAAAAACCAAGAGAGAUAGUCAUUCCAUCAAAACAAAAACCAAGAGACAUAUUCAUUCCAUCAAAAUAUAUCUUCCCAUCACUAUGUCAAUUUGUCUUUUGUUUCUUGGGUGUUAUUCUCUGUAUCGAUGUAAGGUUAAGACUACCCAAGUUAAGGCAACAUCACUGAAGAAUGGAGACUUGUUCUCCAUAUGGAAUUAUGAUGGGAAGAUUGCAUACGAAGACAUCAUUGCAGCGACGGAGGACUUUGACCUCAAAUAUUGUAUCGGGUCCGGCGGUUAUGGGAGUGUCUACAAGGCACAACUUCCAAGUGAAAAAGUAGUUGCCUUGAAGAAACUUCAUCAUCGAGAGGCAGAGCAGCCAGCUUUUGACAAGAGUUUCAAGAAUGAGGUGAAACUGCUCACACAAAUACGGCACAUGAGUAUUGUAAAGCUUUAUGGAUUCUGUUUGCACCAACGAUGCAUGUUUCUUGUUUACGAGUACAUGGAAAGGGGAAGCUUGUUUUGUGCCUUGAGAAAUGAUGCUGAAGCUGUGGAAUUGAGUUGGAUGAAAAGAGUGAGCAUCAUCAAAGACAUUGCUCAUGCCUUAUCUUACUUGCAUCAUGAUUGUAAUCCACCAAUCGUUCAUCGAGACAUAUCGAGCAGCAAUGUUCUGUUGAACUCAGAGUUGAAGUCCUUCGUUGCUGAUUUUGGAGUGGCUAGACUUCUUGAUCCUGAUUCGUCCAACAACACUGUACUUGUUGGUACCUAUGGAUACAUUGCCCCAGGUAAGAAAAUCUCUUCUUAA